UUACAAUUAAUGGAAAUAUUACACUUGGCAUUAUUAGUAGUAAUUUCUGUAAUUUGCUUUAAAAUUGGUUAAGGGGUUGGAUAGAAAGAGGUUGAAAAGCAAUAGUCUUAAUAUAUCUAAGUAGAUUGUUAAAUAAAGAUGUUUAGCUGCAAGAGAAUGAAUAAUUGAUAGAAGAUAUUGAUGAAGAUUUUACAAAAUAAGUAGAACAAUAAGAAUUAGAUUUAAAGGAAGCAAUUAAAAAGUUCAAUGAUAUAAAUUAAAGGGAUAAAUAGUUAUAGAAAUAAUUGAAUGAUUUAAAAAAUGUAUAAACCAAUAAUGCUAAACCUAAAGUUUAAUAACAUGGUAAAAAAUUCAUUAAAUUAUUUAGAAUUGUUAAGUGAUAAAGAUUUUGAUAAUUUAUUAGAUGAAGGUUUUGUUGUAGAUUAAGAAAUAAAUGAAACAUAAUUAGAUUAAGAUUUAAUUGAAGCUAGUAAAUGA
Messenger RNA from Paramecium sonneborni, 477 nucleotides. The record is from the annotation of a GenBank genome assembly. NCBI's taxonomy places the organism in Eukaryota, Ciliophora, Oligohymenophorea, Peniculida, Parameciidae.